Amoebophrya sp. A25 is the source of this 1627-nucleotide messenger RNA. The record is from the annotation of a GenBank genome assembly. NCBI's taxonomy places the organism in Eukaryota, Dinophyceae, Syndiniales, Amoebophryaceae.
AUCAACUACAGAGCGCCAUCAACUAGAAAAACACUUAGUAACAGAGGAUUUCCAGGUCCAGCAACAGGAAAGACCGCCAAGACUGAAAAUAGAGAACAAACACAGACUUUUAGAAGCCGACAAUCCACUAGAAACUACAGAGCGCCAUCAGCUAGAAACUUUAGAAGCCUUUUAGAAGCCGACUUCUUCAGUACUAUAUAUAAGGAUCAUGGCGCACCAAAGUCGUCGUCCGCUCCGCACCGCCGCAACGGCAUGCGCGGCCAUGAUGACAGGCGGCCUUCCCGGUUUGGGUAGCUCCUUUUUGUCCAUGAUUCCUGGAGUGAGCGGGAGGAUGCUGUUGGCAACGCGCAACGAUGCCGAUGACGCCACAGUGACGGUGACGCCGGAGUUUCUGGACCUUCAGCCAUUCAAGGUUGCCUCUAUGUCCGACAUGACCGGCGCACCGCUCAGCUUUGUAGAGGUGCAAAAAGCCAGUGAUGAGAUUCAAUUCGCGAAGAAAAAGUUUCGCCAAUUUCCGGACGCCUGGCGUCCAGACUUCAUUGUGGAUUAUUUAUGGGGGGUAUGGAUUGACGUGCCGGGUGCCGUCGGCGACCUGCGGCUGUGCCCGCGCUUGACUGCGCAAGUAUGGCCUGUGCCCGAACUUGAUCUCAUCAUCGCAGAGGCGCCGUUUGGAAAGGGGUUUACGGAUUCCCUCACACUUGAGUCUCUCAAGGACAUCCAGCCGAGCCACCCCAGCGCGGAUGAUCAGGUAACGGUGGUGGUGCAGUUUGGGGAUUCGGAUUGGUGCGGUCCCAGUGUUCCACCUGAUCAGAGGCAGAGCUGCGUGUUUCAGCUUCACGUCAGCGGGGGAACGACUACAAUGGCUGACCUGGUGACAGAAGCAACGAGAAAGCUUUCCGGAGGGCGUACGGAUGAGAGUGGCUUUCCUAUUUUUCGUGAUCCACCCCCUAGGAACUCCCGCGAAAUCGGGAUGACUCGCUUGUGCCUGAAGUCGACCGCAUUGGCAAAGCCGGGCACAAUCUACGACGCGGUGAUCGCGCGACCUCCGGAUGGCGGGGCGGCCGGGGCGCGCGGCGAUGCUGAUCCGUAGAAAAACUCAACUCGCCGAGAUAGAAGGAGGCCUGCUAAUUAAAAUAUCGAUGGGUAGCUCUCCACUGGAGGCACUACCACAUUCAAAGGCCUCAUAGAUAGGCACGAAGAGCGCGUCCACUAGGUAAAUGCUUCGGGCGUGUAGACAGUAGGACAAAAAAAAAGCUAUAGAAGAGGUUCCAUGUUGACAUGACAUGGCACGGCAUUGACAGGGAGAAUGAGUGAGCACCGUUGUUGGAUGUUGGUCCGAUCGCUGUCGAAGGAAUAAGAAGAUGAAGAUGAUGAAAGGAAGAAGAGAAUAAAAUAUGAAUGUGAUGGUGUAGACGAGCCAGUGAAUGCGCGGUUGAUUAUACUACAUCUAUUUAGAAGAUGGAGAUAGAGAUAGAUAAUACGCGCACCACCUCGCUUCAUAUAAACUUUGACAGGCGAAUGGCGAGCAGUGUUGAAAUCCACAUUCUUGGGGAAAAGUCAGUAUUGUUGCUGCAUGCAUUCAAGAAUAGGAGAAACCGUCAAACGCAACGAAUACUUACAAGUCAAG